Messenger RNA from Xiphophorus maculatus (southern platyfish), 1410 nucleotides. RefSeq names its product nicotinamide riboside kinase 1. The record is from RefSeq and is a predicted model, not a curated record. Gene Ontology annotation, cellular component: cytoplasm. The transcript has 8 exons. The coding region runs from base 54 to 821 and encodes 255 amino acids. Lineage: Eukaryota; Metazoa; Chordata; Actinopteri; Cyprinodontiformes; Poeciliidae.
UUUAUCUUUCUCAAUGAGCAGGGCGUGACGUAACACCGUCUUCAACGAAUCACAUGCGUCCUCGGGCGGAAACGAGUGACAGAGAGGAGGGUUGUACUUGUGUAGGUAAACAAUGCGGCUGUCUCUUAGUUAAACGUGAGUUGUUGUUGUUGUUUUUUUGUUAUUUUCUUAUAACUAGAGACUCGCGUCAGCAGUUUUGCCGUGAGCAUUCGCAAAUGAAGACUUUAAUUGUUGGAGUUGGCGGUGUGACCAAUGGAGGAAAAUCUACCCUCUCCCAAUUUCUCCACCAGAAAAUACACAACAGCUGCAUCAUUGCUCAGGAUACGUAUUUUAAAGAUGACUGUGUUGUACCAGUGGACAGUAACGGCUUCAAGCAAUAUGACACGCUUGAUGCUCUUCACAUGGAGAAGAUGAUGAAGGAGGUUUACUGCUGGAGAAAAGACCCUCAUGAGUUCCUGAGGCAGCGAGGCCUGAUAGCCAAAAAUGCAUCCACUGAUGACGAACUUUACGUUCUGAUAGUGGAAGGUUUCCUCAUUUUCAACCACAGGCCUUUAAAUGAGAUGUUUGACAUGAGAUAUUUUUUGGAAAUACCUUAUGACAUCUGUAAGAAGAGACGGAGUAUGAGGGUGUAUGCGCCUCCAGACCCUCCAAACUACUUUGAUGGAUACGUGUGGCCGAUGUACAUUCAAAAUCGCAAGGAGAUGGAGAUAAUCACUUCAGAAAUUGUUUUUCUGGAUGGUCUGAAGCCAAAGGAUGAGGUUUUAGCUGCUGUUUAUGAAGACAUUCGUCAGGAAAUAGCCAGACUCCAGGGACAAAGCUGAUGUGAUCGACAUCCAUCUGGAUGUCAGACAGUAUCUUCUAGUGGACUGUUGUGUGACUGAAAGGACCAACCGUUUUAUUGUGCUGUUUGAAAGACUUUUGCGUCUUUUGGUUACUGUUGACUUUGAUCUCAUUUAAGUGGGCUUGUUUCAACACUUUAUGCAGAUGCUUGAUCCCACAGGCUUAAGGUUUUCCCACCUUAGAAUUUCAUUAUUGUAAAACAAAAAGUGAUGUUCACUUAAGAUGUUACUGCUUUCAGUAAGGUGGAUGAUAAUUUCAUAAAAAAACCCAACAACUUUUAAAAAGGUGUUUAUGAGAAGAAACUGAUCAAAUAUUGUUUAUUGUUAUUCUUCUGUUGCCGGGAGCUGACAUUUUCACCAUCAGUUAGUGGAUUUUACAAAAACAUUAACUUUGUUUCACACUGGAACCUUGUUUUUUUACUGACAUGAUCCCCAAAAAGCUCAACAUAUAUCAAGAAAUUGUAUCGCAGCUCUAUAAUAUCAGUUUGUAAUCCUUUUAUCUCGUUAUCAUCCAUGACAUUUGUUUAAUGUUUGACUAUUGUAUCAAUAAAAUUCACCAGUGUUGAAUUUA